AGGAAAUGGGUCAAGUGAGGGCAGUUGGCUCUUCCUGAUUGUGGAGCGUAAACUACUCAGCGAUUAUUCACGAGUCACGUCGCCUGUGGUCUUCAUGGAUGUGGAGUGUUUGUAAAGCAGGUACACAACUUAACUCUGUUUGAUCACGUGACAUGUCAGACUAACUGAGGAACUCAAGGCAGCAGAUGCUGCAGGGCGGCCCCUCGACUCCCAGCUGCACCUCCACCCCACCAGACUGCUUCCCCCUCAGCCUCGGCCACACGGCCGAAUGUAGAAGUGAGACCUCGGCUGAACCAGCGAACCGCAAACUGACGGAUCUCUCCAGGAUGAGGUCCACCGUGAGCUUUUACCUAUGCUACCUGCUGUGCCUGUGCCUGGGCUUGGCCUGCGUGGUGUGCGUGUGUGUUUGGAACAGCCAGUGGCGCGGCGGGUUCGCCUGGGACGGCUCAGCCCUGCAGUUCAACUGGCACCCCGUCCUGAUGGUCACAGGCCUGGUGGUGGUGUACGGCAUCGGAGCGGUGGUGUACCGCAUCCCCCUGACCUGGGGUCAGAACAAACUGCCCUGGAAGAUCCUUCAUGCUGCACUGAUGCUCAUCGCCCUGCUGCUGUCAAUCGUGGGACUUUGUGCUGUGUUUGACUUCCACAAUGCCAAACACAUGGCCAACCUCUACUCCAUACACAGCUGGAUUGGAAUAACUGCUGCCGCUCUGUUUGCCCUACAGUGGGUGGUAGGUGUGGCUGGUUUUCUCCUGCCGUGCUCCCCUGUUUCACUACGAAAACUCAUGAAGCCCGUCCACGUGUGGCUGGGAGGCAGCAUACUGUUGUUCAGCAUAGCCGCCUGUAUCUCCGGAAUUAACGAGAAACUCAUCUUUGCUCUUAAAGGAAACCCCAAUGAAACUCAGCCGUACUCCAGCCUUCCACCUGAGGCCGUGUUAGGAAAUUCAUUGGGAGUUUUGAUCGUAGCCUUCGGUUUGGUUGUCCUGAAGAUUUUGUCCAACUACUCAUGGCAGCGACCGGACCCUCGGCCGGAGGAUUUGGCUUAUGCGCCAUUGUUUCAAGAAGAAAAUGAUUGAAGGAAAAUUGUCCAGGCAGGGAGAAUCUGCUCAUCAAUCACAGAUCAGAAGAGUCGAGAUAGCUCUACUCUGAAUGUAAAAGGAGCUGCCUGGAGUUUGUAAGAAUGAUCUGCUUCUGCAAAUAUUUAUUUGAAAUUUUAUUUAAUGUUGCUUUUUUUUGCUUGAAGAAUAAAAACUAGUGCUGUCAAACGAUUCACAUAUUUAAACGCGAUUAAUCGCAUUUAUGUCAUAGUUAACUCAAAAUUAAUCGUGAAUAAUCGCAAAUUUGUAUCUAUUCUAAAUGUCCCUUCAUUAAUUUUUUCUCCAUAAUUUUUUGGGGGUUUUAAUGCUCUAUCAACAUGGACAAGUGGAUCGGCUUGCUUUAUGCAAAUGUUUUAUUUUAUUUAAAAACAACAUUGCCAAAAACAAAAUAAAAUUAUAAAGUGCACAUUUCAGGUAAACAAGGACUCUAUAGUGCAGUUAAACCAUGGCUUAAUUUUUUCCUUUUUUUCAAGUUUGCUGUGAACAUAGCAGUCAGGCCUCUCAAACAGACAAGCAACAAAAUAACAAACAAACAAAAUACACAGGCAAGUGUCAGCCUACUUUGAAAUAAAUUAAACACAGAACUGUGUAGGGCUAUCCUAUUUGUGGAAAAUGUAUGAAAUAAGAAGUACCCUAUUUUGAAAUAAAUAAAAACAUAUAGCUGCACCCUAGUAGCUUAAAAAUAUAUAUUUUAGUUAAUGUAAAAAAUGUAAUGUAGUUGGCGAAAUAUUUAAACAAAAAGUGAGAGCAGGUCAGACUGGAGGCGAACACAGAUACUGAAGCUCGAUAGAAACCAACUACAGCUUCUGCUCUGAUCGAGAAGCUGAGGCGCUGAUCUCUGAUCAGCUGAGAGCAGAGAAACUGUUUUCACUGUUUUCAUAGUUAAGAAGAAGCCGGUCACUGAGAGGCUGCUUCACGAGAACAAGCUCAGAUCUCACUGUGUCUCCCUGAGCGAGUGCGCGGGGGCAGGGGGCGGAGCUAUGGUGCGCUUUCUGGAACCACACACACACACACACACACUCGCCCGCUCCUUGUACUUCAUGACGGCCUGAUACGAUGAUGUUUUAAAUAAUUAUUGUGACUUAGUCAACCACCAACAUGCAAAAGCGUGAGUUGGCAGCUCUGCGUUAAACUCGCGAUAAAAAAAUUGACGGCGUUAAAAUGGGUUUGCGUUAACGCCGUUAAUAAUGCGUUAAACUGACAGCAAUAAUAAAAACAUGUGUUUCAUGAAGAAUGUCCUGUUGUGUAGUGCAUGCAGCUCAUCAAUAAUUAAUUUUAGCUUUUACUUUAUUGCAGAUGGGCCAAACUAACACAGGUGGCCGAUAGCUGGAACAUAUACAAAAAUAUGUUGUCCACUGCAGAGCCACAUGAGUUGGGUUGGAUCUGCUACUCAUCCAGCUACUAAUUCAUUUUUUUUAUUAUUUCUUUAUAUAUGUUAUACACAUCCAAACUUCAGUUAAGGUUGAGUCAGCCAAGGACAUGUUCCCCCAUCCCCCAACCCUCAAAGUAAAUGUACCAGAUACUAAGGCAUUUGGUGUUAAAGUAUUAUUUAACUAACUGGGCGGCUGUGGCUGAGGGGUAGAGUGGUCGUCCUCCAACUGAAGGUCGGCGGUUCGAUCCCCAGUCUGAACCAUCUGCAUGCUGGAGUCUCCUUGGGCAAGAUGCUGAACCCUGAAUGGCCCCCAUAGUAUAACAAAAGUGCUGCAAGUAGAUGCACGGUAUGAAUGUGUGUGUGAAUGGGUGAAUGUGAAACUGUAGUGUAAAGCGCUUUUAGUGGUCAUCAAGACUAGAAAAGCGCUAUAUAAAUACAAAUCAAUUUACCAACUAUUUUAAUCUGUCAAAAACAUUUUAUGGGACACUUGGGAACAAAGAGAAUUUUACAUCACAUAUUCACCACAGGCCUAAUGUGUACCUGAUUGAGCUCUUACACUGUGUCGGCACUAGGUCUAUGUUCACGUUCUGUGGAUCUGAGGGUGAAAAGCUUCAAAUUGUACUGUCUCAUGUAUUUGUGUUGUCAUUCCUUUUGAGAUGUGAUAAUGAAAUGGCUCUUAGAAUGUCAGUUCCCGGCUUUGGCCUAUGAACUACUGGAUCGUUACAUUUCACUUGCAUGUGUUUUCGAGGCACUCCAGCCACCCAGUGAAAUGUCUGGAAACCUUCUUGUGUCACCAAGAUAGAGGAUCAACCAUUAAAGUUUUGAAAAGCUGACAUUUGCUUAUCACCAUCAUGAGGUCAAAACUUAGGAAUACUUUCCCAUAACUAUAUCUGCAGAACUAUUGCCACUCCCAUGACAAUAAUUUUGAUGUUAAUACGUACUGACUCAUAGAUCUACCAGAUUCUGUUUUGUGCCUUGAUGUUGCAGCCUUAGUUAGCAGGGUUAUGUCCAAGUUUAAGAAUAUAUCUCUAAACUAGCAUGGCACUAAGAAUCAAUACUUCCGACAAGACCCAGAAGCCCCUGUUUGAAACCACAUUUAUAUUCACCUGAUUCAUGGUAAUCCUUGUAAUAUCUAAGUACUGUUGUUUGUCUGAUUUAAUUUUGAAAGUUGAAUGUUCAAUGUAAGACACAUCAGGUAAUGAAAAUGUGUUAUCCGACAUGAUUCUGUAUUCUACAGAGAGCUUUGUGUAGAAGUGAAAGCUGCAGAAAAAGACCUACCCUGUUCCUCGGUUUUUCUACAAGCUUCACUUUAUUUGAUAAAUAAAUAAUCUGAAAAUUCA
This is a messenger RNA of Platichthys flesus (European flounder), 3806 nucleotides long. RefSeq names its product lysosomal membrane ascorbate-dependent ferrireductase CYB561A3. Gene Ontology annotation, molecular function: oxidoreductase activity. NCBI's taxonomy places the organism in Eukaryota, Metazoa, Chordata, Actinopteri, Pleuronectiformes, Pleuronectidae. Bases 186 to 1073 code for a protein of 295 amino acids. The record is from RefSeq and is a predicted model, not a curated record. The transcript is spliced from 7 exons. Gene Ontology annotation, cellular component: lysosomal membrane.